AAAUUACUAUGUUGAAUAUUAAAGUACGUAAAAUCAAUUUAUGUUUAAAUUUCCGAUAAAAGAAUUAUAAUAUUAAAUAAAUUACAGAUUUUUAAAGCGUGUUUGUGGAAAUUAUUGCCUACUUAGUUGAAGUGAAGUUCAAUAAUUCAUUAGCUUAUGUUAUUACGUUUUCAGAUAUUGUAGAAACGAGAUAAAUAUUAUAUUUUAUUGUGCUCCCCAGUAUGUUCAUGCAUCUAUUUGGGAAUUAAUUAUUUUCCACAAGUUAUUGUAAACAACUAUACGAACAAAAUAGAAUUAUGCCACCUAAGACAUCAUCUGCUACGCUUCGAUUGAAACAAGAUUAUGCUCGUCUUAAAAAUGACCCAGUACCAUAUGUAGUAGCUGAACCCGUUCCGUCAAAUAUAUUGGAAUGGUACUAUGUUGUAAGCGGACCAGACGAUUCGCCAUAUGCUGGAGGAUAUUACUUGGGUCGACUUGUUUUUCCUAGAGAUUUUCCAUUUAAGCCGCCAAGCAUUUACAUGAUUACUCCUAAUGGGAGGUUUAAGACAAACACUCGACUCUGCUUAUCUAUCAGUGAUUAUCAUCCGGAUACAUGGAAUCCCGCUUGGAGUGUAUCUACAAUACUCACUGGAUUGCUCAGCUUCAUGCUGGAAAAUAGUCCUACAAUGGGCAGUAUAGAUAUGACAGAUUACGAAAGGCGUCAACUGGCUGCUCAAAGUUUGGAAACUAACAUACGUGAUGAAAAUUUUUGUGAAUUAUUUCCUGAGCUUACAACGACUAUAAAGAACGAAAUUGAAAAACGCAACUUGGCCAGAGCAAAUGAAAUCAACACACCGGACCCAGAUAUCAGCGAACCAGAAAAUAACAUUGUCCAAACAGUGUUGUAUAAUGUCAUUGUUAUGGUUACAUUUGCAAUUUUUAUUUACUUGGUUAGAUAUGUCUUGUAUAAUAUGAAUAUUGAAUGAAUACUCCUUCUCAUUCCCAUCGCUUUUAUUUAUUGGUUUAUUUUUAUUUUAUGUAUGUUUUAAAUAAAAUGUUAUAAUUUAUGUUAUUAAAAAAAAUUGAAUUUUA
Messenger RNA from Adelges cooleyi (spruce gall adelgid), 1071 nucleotides. Its product is annotated as ubiquitin-conjugating enzyme E2 J2. The record is from RefSeq and is a predicted model, not a curated record. Bases 297 to 965 code for a protein of 222 amino acids. The transcript has 4 exons. Lineage: Eukaryota; Metazoa; Arthropoda; Insecta; Hemiptera; Adelgidae.